Messenger RNA from Diaporthe batatas, 1142 nucleotides. RefSeq lists its product as uncharacterized. The record is from RefSeq and is a predicted model, not a curated record. Lineage: Eukaryota; Fungi; Ascomycota; Sordariomycetes; Diaporthales; Diaporthaceae. Bases 105 to 1142 code for a protein of 345 amino acids. The transcript has a single exon.
GCUCGACCCGGAGAACCUUUCCCGACAGCACCUCUGUUUUCUACUCGGCACUCCCAUCAUCCAAUUUGAGCAAUUUCAUUGAAACUUCACCAACUCUCGUCAAGAUGGGUUCUGAUCUUGUACCUCCUGCCUACCUCGAGGGAACCGAGCUUUCGCUCGUUGUCGAUAAGGCCAAUGAAACUUUGCCCGGAAAUGUCAAGGCCACCGUCACUCGGGAAAUCUCUGCCACGAUGUCGACCGUGUUGGAGGUCACAUACACAGACGACUCAAGCACUACGACCAAGAAGGCCGUGCUCAAACUGUUCGACCGCCGCUUCGGUUCUUCGCUGCGAAAAAUGCACGCACGGAGCGAGUCUCUCCCGGAAUGGUGUAUUCAUGCCACCCGUGAUGGAGAGAAAGCCUUUCGAAGCUAUGUCCAGAGCGGCAAGGCAUCAAAGUUGUGGCACGAGAUCGACGCCGACAACGAGCAGAUGGAAACUAUCCCCCUCGAGCCGGAACAAUACUAUGAGCCCACGGAAGAGGGCAUGGCCAGGUACGAGGUCGCGCUGCAACGCAGGUGCCGCAUCUUCUUCCGGAACGAGACCGCGGUGUACGAGAAACUCGCACACGUGCAAGGGGACUGGAUCCCUCGCAUGCUGGCACAUGUGCACCUGGCCUCGGUCCCGUUAUCGGAGACGGACGAAAAGACCGAGGACAAAGCCGAGGACAGCCCGUUCCUGCGGGUGGACGGGGUGCUGCUCGAAUACGUCUCCGGCAUACCGCUUUCUGAGCUUGAGAACUCUCCUCCCCUGCCCGAACGCGGGGAGUGGGGCAGGAUCCUGCAGGAUGUUGCAAACAUGACGGAGAAGAUCAACCUCGCUGGUGUAGUCAUGAAGGACUGCAGACCAGAAAAUGUGCUUCUGAGAUCCGACACUUGGGAGCCCGUCUUCCUUGACUUUGGGCAGACCUAUGUUGGAGACUUUGAUGAUGAAGAGGCGGAAUUUGGCCUUUCUGUCUUCCAGUUCAACAACCCAAUGGGUCUUCUGUGGAAUUUGGUUUGCUCAAUCAAGGAAAAGACAGGUGUUGUGAUCGAUUUGAAUUAUCCUGAUUAUUCUUCGUUGGUAGAAGGCUACCCAGAGCCUGAGAUGCCAGUGGGGAUUUAA